UAGGGAAAAGUAUUUACGGAGGGCAAAAGUGUCAUUUAACGAGCAGCAAAUAUCUUCUCGUUUCUAGGUCUUGUUUUUCAAAAGUUCACUCUCCACGUUCGCUCUUCUGCAAAAUAUCUCCGACGACGAUUCUGUCUCCGGCCACAGCUCCGGCGAAUCGCAUUUUCAAAUACACGCUAGAAGUGUACAAGUGCCAUGACCAGAUCCCGUCCACACAGAGAACAAUCUCGAAGUAAUAAUCGAGCGUCUCAGGAUGAUUUCUUGGAGGGAACUUCAGCAAGAACCAGGCCGUUAAGUUUUGAUGACAUAAUGCUUAGAAGAAAAAACAAGGGAAAGACAGCUACAAAAGUUAAAAACGGCACUGAAGUCCCUGAUUUUGAAUUAGCACAGGAAAACAUUGAGAAGGCUUUUGAUUAUCCAGAACUUCGUAGAGAAACAGAAGAGGGUUCUGAACCUAUGGAAAUAAGGCAUACAUCAAAUGAGUCUAAGAAGUUACGUUCUCGAAGAAAAGAGGAAGGAUCUAUGGAUCUUGAUGCCAAGUCAAAGGGUGUAGGGGAUAAGAAUGUAAGCAGCAGGAAAACGACAGAAGGAAAAAAUGAGAGACGAGAUCACAGUGGCAGAAAAAAUGAUGUUCUUUCAACUGUUGAUUCUGGUAAUGGAUCUAAUAAGAGGGAUGCCAUAGAUUCGUAUAAAAAGGGUCGAGUUUCUGAAAGAAGUAGAAUCAAAUCGGAAAUUGAUACGAAACAGCCUCGUAAUGAGAACAGGGAGGUUUACAGAAAGAGGAAACCUGAUGGGUGGAAGGGCAGUGAUUCUGAGAAUGAUUAUAAGAAAAGAAAUGCAAAAGAUGUGAUGCCAACAGAUAAAUUAAGUGACAGAAGCAGAGAGAAAUCCGAAAAAGACACCAGGCACAGUUGUCAUAAUGAAGAGUAUAAAACUAGAGGAUGGGGUACCGGUAAAAAAAUUGAUUCGGAAAGGAAAAGACAGGAACCUACACGAGUUCAUCUUGAAGAAUCCAGGCCUAAAAGGAGAAGAUCACGGAGCAGAGAGCGUGACAAAGGAAGAAGCAGAAGGUCUGUUUCACAUUCACCAAAGGGGCAUAAGCACACAUCAGAUAAAAGGGAGCACGGGGAACCGUCAUCUCAUCCUGCAAAAGACAGAUUGGGAAGAGAACAUUCGGAUGUCGACAAGAAACGGUUAUCCGUUAAUGGAUCUAGUAGUCACCUCAAGCGAAACGAUGGCCCUUUGAGUGGCCUUGGGGGCUAUUCACCCAGAAAGAGGAAAACCGAUGCUGCUGCUAAAACUCCUUCCCCAACUCAUCGUUCUCCAGAGAAAAGAUCUGCUGGAUGGGAUUUACAACCUGUCGAGAAAGAGAAUAACGCAGCUAGUUCAUCUCUUUCCGGUGUGCCUACUACAAGCCAUAAUUUAUCGUUGAACGUAAAGGAGUUCCCAAGUAGUACUCCUCCGACUCCUGUGGUGGUGAAUCCUAUUGGAAUUCCUCAUCAUACCUUAUCUUCACAGAUGCAUGCCAUUGAGUCUAUUCAGCUAACUCAAGCGACACGACCUAUGAGGAGGCUCUAUGUAGAAAACUUGCCCGAUUCAGCGUCUGAGAAAGAGUUGACGGAAUGUAUUAAUAAGUUUUUGCUGUCAUCUGGUAUUAACUACAUUCUAGGAACCCAACCAUGUAUCAGCUGUAUAAUACACAAGGAGAAGAGCCAGGCUCUUCUGGAAUUUUUGACCCCUGAGGAUGCUUCUGCUGCUAUUUCUUUGAACGAGAUGUCCUUUUCUGGGUCUACUCUUAAACUCAGGCGCCCUAAGGACUACACUAAUGUAGCUACUGGUCUUUCUGACAAAUCAGUGGCUGCUGUUGAUUCAAUUAGCGACGUUGUAGAGGAUUCGCCCCACAAGAUCUUCAUUGGUGGGAUUUCAAAACUUAUUUCUUCCAAAAUGCUUUUGGAGAUUGCCAAAGUCUUUGGACACGUGAAGGCAUUCCACUUUGAAUGUAUUGCUGAAAUUAAUGAACCGUAUGCAUUUCUCGAGUAUGCUGACCAUUCAGUUAGUUCAAAGGCCUGUGCUGGUCUUAACGGUAUGAGGCUGGGUGGACAAGUCGUAACUGCAGUAUUUGCUACUCGAGAAGCUGCUUUGGAGGAAAAUGUUGGAGAAAUGCCGUUAUAUCGGAUCCCCAAACAUGCCAAGCCACUUCUUGAGAAGCCCACGGUUGUUUUAAAGCUGAAAAACGUGUUGGAUCCUGAAGGGCUUUUGUCAACGUCCGAAUCGGAUCUUGAAGAAAUAUUGGAAGACAUAAGGCUGGAGUCUUCGAGGUUUGGUACAGUGAAAUCUGUCAACGUUGCAAAGCCUACAAACACUAUCAGCACCAUUGAAGCAUAUGAAGAAAAGUACACGGGUGCUUCUACUGAUGCGUGCGACUUAGGUGAUAGUAUUAUCGACGGGGUCGAAGAAUUUGACAGGUCAGAACCGCUAGAAACUCCGAAAGAAUCGGAAGAUAGUGGUUCUGGUAAUAGUCCUAUGGAAGAUGAAUUAUGUAAACCGCCUUCGAAUAGUGAAGAUAUUUCUAUGGAAGAUCCUCCCAACCAGGAAAACUCUGGUGGUCUUACAGAAGAAUAUGUGGAUCAACAAAAUGCCUCGGUUCUUGAUUCGGAAAGCAAUGAAAAAGUUUCCGGUUCUAUUUCAAUCGAUAAAGAAAACAUACCCUUAACCGACAAAGAGUUGGAAUCAGAAGAAAAUCAUGCAAAAGCGACGAGUCCCGAGGAAGAAUUGAAGUUGGAAGCAAACAAUGCAAAAAAGGCGACAUCUUUCGAAUCGGAAGGCGAUAAAGAGGAUUUUCACAUUGAAUUUGAGGGUUUAUUUGAGCCGGGCUCGGUUUUUGUAGAGUAUAGAAGAGCAGAGGCUGCUUGUAUGGCUGCACAUUAUUUAAACGGACGAAUAUUCGAUGGGCGUGUUGUGACAGUUGGUUACGUUGACCACGAUCUUUACCUAACGAGGUUUCGCAGGUAAUUAAGAGAGAUUAAUUAAUGUUAAUUAGUUGCGGGUAUUAUUAUCGCAGUUAAGGGAGAGUUAGAAUGUUGUUGAAUGAUAAUAUUAUGUGCAUUAAUAGAUGAGAUUUCCGAAUAGAUUAUUACAAGUUUGAACAAUUUACCGAAAAACCUCUGAUUUUGGUAAGAUUAGUUUUAGUGUAGCAGCCUUUUCGGCUAAUGUGUAGUAGGGAUGGAUUUUACAUCUAAAAACGAGCACGGUAUGUUCGUUAUCUUGACCUGUAAUAGCUCGAUUUUUGUUUUUUGUUUUUCGUGCUAGCUGAAAUAUAGAGCUCCAUUUUGUAUCUGUAAUUUGAAGUUAUAAACCAUCAUUAAAUUAUUUUCGUAUUUUAUCAAUUAACUCGUCUAUCGACUUGUUU
Messenger RNA from Erythranthe guttata (spotted monkey flower), 3409 nucleotides. RefSeq names its product RNA-binding (RRM/RBD/RNP motifs) family protein. The record is from RefSeq and is a predicted model, not a curated record. Lineage: Eukaryota; Viridiplantae; Streptophyta; Magnoliopsida; Lamiales; Phrymaceae. Gene Ontology annotation, molecular function: RNA binding.